Asterias rubens (European starfish) is the source of this 1305-nucleotide messenger RNA. RefSeq names its product pancreatic lipase-related protein 2-like. The record is from RefSeq and is a predicted model, not a curated record. The transcript has 7 exons. Gene Ontology annotation, molecular function: lipase activity. Lineage: Eukaryota; Metazoa; Echinodermata; Asteroidea; Forcipulatida; Asteriidae. Bases 132 to 1172 code for a protein of 346 amino acids.
GUGGUAUCCAUUGAGUUUUGUUGCAGUUUGCUCACAGGGUGCCUUCAUUUCCCACUGGUACUUCGUGCAACUUGGUAAGGUUGAAGGAGUUGGUUGUGGAUCUGGUUUUACUGGUAUCAAGGCUGGACAAGAUGAUUGAACUAACACGUAUCCUGAUUGGGUCGCUGGUACUCCUACUCAUGGUCAACGAAUCCUACCAGACCAGAUGUUAUAACAGUCGGGGCGUCCGCCAAUCCUAUGGCCGCUUCUGCUUUGAUACCAGCCUCUCUUGUUGGUCCGGGUUGAAUCCAGCUCACCUGUCAGACAUAAACAACGAGUUCUACCUGUUCACCCGUCAGUAUAAUAGUGACAGACGCUGCUAUUACCAACAAAAGUUAUACUGGGACGACCCCAACACAUUCGAUAGUUUCCACAGCUACAAGAAAACAAUUGUUAUAAUCCAUGGCUGGCAAACAAGCUAUCGGAACAGAUACUUCAUGUCACUCUGUCAUUCGUUCAUGAAAUUGGACAACUACAACAUCAUCAUGGUGAGUUGGCCAUCGUCCCGAUGGAGUCGCCUUCAUUAUCAAAAGAGUGUGAUGGAUAUCGUACUGGUUGCAAAGGAACUUGCCUUACUGCUGGAGGAGUUGCACGAGCGUCGAGGUUUACAGUACGAAGACGUCCACAUGUUGGGGCACAGCCUUGGUGCCCAUCUGGCAGGGUACACUGGCAUGUUUUUACACGGACAGAUCGGGCGUAUUUCAGGCCUCGACCCUGCGAGACCGGGUUUCAGGGAGUACCUCGGCACUUCAGAUUGCCAUUUGGAUAGAACUGACGCUGACUUUGUUGACGUCAUCCAUACGGAUGGACCCGUCCAUCUGUUCGGACUUUAUGAACCGGUGGGUCACCAAGACUUUUAUCCUAACCAUGGCGACCUCGACCAACCAGGCUGUACGUUUGUCGUCCACUGCAGUCACAUGCGAGCAAUUGACUACUACUUAUCCAGCAUGAAGAACUUCUACAUUCAGCCCGGCCGAACCUGUUCCUUCGCCACCAAGAGACGGAUCUGGCAGCGCUCUUGCAGCGGGACAUGCCCCCGGAUGGGCAUCCAUGCAGAGAAAGGAGACGGCUCUGGAAGAUUCGUCAUCAGGAUGGAUUCCAACAACUGCGGAUACAAAUUCCUUAUGCCGUAGUUUUGAUAUAUUAGUUGUCUUUUUUCUCGUAUAGAGACUACUCAGAACUCGGUUGAGUAUCUUUGUUUGAUCAGCAAUCGUAAACGUUUCUAUUAUUAUGCAAGUUUGAUAAACAGAUAUUGUUUAAAGGCAG